AGCUGUACAUCAAUGUAAAAAUCAUGAAUGUUAACUUUACCCCGCUCUAAUGUGUUCAGUUUUCCUUGCCUUUGUUUGUUUUCUUUUCCUCAUUACAAUCCUCUGUUGCGUUUAGUUCUGGGGGUUUUGUUCCCAUUCCUCAUUUGUAAGUUCUAAAGUUAGAUUGAAGGAAAGUGCAAAUAAAAGUAUGAUUUGAAUGUGAAGUAAAUGAGCGUACGGCCAAGGUGUCUUUAAAACUUGUAUCUGACAUGCGUUACACCACUGUCGUAAAACGUCCCUGACUGCUGUUGCAAUGGCGUUUGCUGCGACAGCACUUUGCGGCAGCAGGGAAAUCGAGGAGAAAGCAGCGACAAACGUCGCCAGCGGAUACGGUAUCGCCCCAAAAACCUCCGGAUUUAUGCAAUAUUCGGUGAAGUAACUUGUAUAUUGUUUGUAUAUCCCUUCGCCUUGUGGAUGAGAUUGAGUUCGACGUUUUCCAAGCGUGAAUCUCCACCUUAAUGCGGUGGGAUGGCCACAGUGCCGCCUGGGCCUAGUAGCGCACUGCCUGCAUCCCCAGCUGAAAUUCCUCCUUUCCCCGGGGCUGGGAGCGCGGAGCCGGCGGGGGAAGACGGAGAGCCGGCCUGUCACAGGGAGGACUGUGUACCCGCCGGUACAGGGAAGGAGUCGCAGCCGGUAAGCGAAGUGAAAAGGUCGGUUAAGAAGAAGCAGAAAAACAUGCUAGCGCGAGCUAGCCCGGCGGCGCUGCACCUUAAAAUGCAAGCCCGAGAGCAGCAGCAGCUUAACGGCUUGGCCAGCCCCUCAGAGGACGCUAACAGUCACCAACACACAGGAAACCGACCUGACAAUCCGAGACCGUCCGUGGACAACUGUGACAGCAGCAGCAGCGGCAGCAGUGAGGGGGCUCCGGCCGCUAGAAACAAUAGUGAGCAUUGCCAACACGAAGGCCACAGCCCCUUCUCCAAAAACGGCAGUCACUCUCCCAUGGUUAACAAUAGCGUGAACGGGAUGCCGGGUUUCACAAGAACUGAGGCGGCCCACAGCCAUCCCGAGGACGAAGGGAAAGAGGAGUUUGACCACACGGAGCCGCUAAGACCGCCGAGCGACGAGCCGCCGGACGCUGCCGGACCCGGCGGAGGAGACAGCCCCGCUGACCCGGAGCAGCAGCAGCCACCAGCCGCAGAGCUGGCCCGGCUCGACCUGAACAGCUCUCCCGGCCGAGCGGAAGCGGAGAGCCACGGCAUCCGAUAUGUCCGCUACGAGUCCGAGUUACAGAUGCCGUGGAUCAUGAGAUUGAUCACCAAGGACUUGUCUGAGCCUUAUUCAAUUUAUACAUACAGGUACUUCAUCCACAACUGGCCGCAGCUCUGCUUUCUGGCUAUGGUGGAACAAGAGUGUGUCGGAGCCAUUGUAUGUAAGCUUGACAUGCACAAGAAGAUGUUUCGUCGUGGCUACAUCGCCAUGCUGGCCGUGGAUUCAAAACACAGAAGGAAAAGCAUCGGUACUAAUCUGGUGAAGAAGGCCAUUUAUGCCAUGGUGGAGGGUGACUGUGACGAGGUUGUAUUGGAGACUGAGAUCACCAACAAAUCAGCCCUGAAGCUGUACGAGAACUUGGGUUUUGUUAGAGACAAGCGGCUGUUCAGAUACUACCUGAACGGAGUGGACGCGCUGCGGCUCAAACUGUGGCUCCGCUAAAGGAAAGAAGAGGGGACGGGGGAGGACGGAACAGCGGGUGCUGUUCCCCUCCUACACUAUCAGCUUGACAGCCUCAGCUCUGCCCUGGUCAUUUCACUCUUAUAUAUACAAACACACACACACCACACACACACACACUCACGCACAGUACACACACACACACCUGUGUACAACCAUAAGGAGUAUGCACAUAGGUAUGCAUAAACAUGCAGACACACCCUCUUUUUGUCCUUGACUUUUGAACAACUGUCGUUUAGGCAGAAACAGACUGAAAUCCCACCUGAUGUUUUCAUGAAGGUGCCCCUGAUACUUUCUGUGAUGAGGAAGGGGCGAGUGAGGGCGGUCUCUGGGAUGACCUUAACUGGGGACUAGAUGACCUUUUGACCUUCAAACUUGGAUGCCGCAUCGACCGGAACGGGAGGUGUGAGGCAGCUCAGGUGAGGACGUGCGUCCAAACCCAAGAGGACGCAGCACCACACCAAAUCCUUCUGCGGAACACAGGACAAAACAAGACUUAAAGAAAACGACACCAUGUGAAACAAGGAAACAGGGCAGUAAAAACUGACUGGGAAGAAAAUAUUUGUGGAGUUUAUUUUUGUGUUUCUUUUUUAACCUUGUAAGUUGGACGGGGGAUGGAACAAGCUAUAGUAUGACUGCGUGUUUGUACCGCCUCAUGUUUUUUGUUUUGUUUAUUUUUUUUUCUUUUGGAAAGCGAGUGUUUGGCUUGUUUUUGUGUGCAUGUGUACGUGGCGUGGUUGGUUUUCGCUGUGAGCAAGUGAACGUGAUAGUGUGACUGUGUGAGCGCAUGCUUGGUCAGAAUCGUGUGUACUGUUGUGUGUCCUUGUUUUCCCAUCCUGUCCAGUGGGCACAGCGGCUCCCUGCUGCUGUCUCCAUCACCUGCCUCAGCCUCCAGGACUGAAGCCUGUAAAGAUAUGCAUGCAUUUAUUUUAAAUGUGAGUGCGGGAAUAAGCGUGAAGAGUGUGUGUGUUGAUUAACCCAGUCUGAGGCUAACCCUCCAACCUCUUCCUCUGUUUGGUGUUAGCAUGUUGGUGCAGAGCAGUUGAUCGAAAACAAAUCACUCCAUUAGCACCUCAAACUUUGCCCAGUCAGUGGAUCUGCCACCUUUUUCGCGUUAUUGUCCUUCACUAAAUCUCUAAUAAUCAAACCCUGUCAGAGUAUGGGUGAGGAGUUUAUUUUUAUCUUCCUAUUUUUGCAGAUCAGAACUUGUUUUCCCCAAAUGCACUGCCAGCUGCUGCAAAAUUCCCCCAAAAAGGAGAAAAUGGAGUCUUUCAAAAGGAUUUCAUGCCAAUGAUGGUGCGGUCAAACUUUCCUAGCCGUCUCAGUUUACUCCUGUUUAUUAUUCGUGUGUUUCUCCUCAUUGCAAGUGCCACUCAAUCCAUCAGAAGUCUGCAGCGAUCUGCCCGCUAACAGGCGACACGCCGCAUCCUCGGUCUGCUUCUGGUCCGCCCUCGGCACCAGGCCAGAGGCAAAGUGUUACAUAUGCUGGAUUCCUGUUUGAGUAUGCUCUGUGUGUGUGUGUGUGUGUGUGUGUGUGUGUGUGUGUGUUUAUCUCUUGAUUAAAAAAGGAAAAUAGACAAGUAUUCUUAGCAGAUUAUAUUUUAUUAUUUUGUUCGCUUUCAGUUUAUUUAGAUAUACUACUAUACACCUGUAUAACCUCAUGCUGCAGUAAGCGGCUGAGUCCACAAUGCACUUCCCAGGUGCCCUAACUUGAUGCACAACCAACCUCGCUAACAUUUUUUAAGAUCUCCAGCCCAGAACACGUCAUAGAUGCACCUGGACGUUUCAAUCCACACUAAUUAUGGCAAAGUUUGCUUCAGCCGCUUUUUUUUUUUUUUUUUUUUUUUUGUUAAAAGUAAAAUGAACAAAGGUCAGAUGCACUUCUUUGGAAAUUGCUGCAGUGUGUGUGUUUGUGUGUAGGUAUGAAUGUGUCUGUGUUUGUCAUGUUAUUUUGACAACGGUGUGGAUCUGUUCUGAUAGACUCUUAUUUCCCGACUUUCAGAGGCCCCCGCACAGGAAAACCAAUCAGUGCUUUGUUCCAGCCUAAUGAGGACAACAGGACUUGUUAGCAAUAGGAAGGAACAAAAGCACACAUUUUUUUUAAAGCUUUCCAGGUUUCGAGUUAGUGCUCGAUGUUACAUAGAUGGCAGGAGACAGAGUAGUUCAUAGCUAAGGGGAGAAUAAACCCUAAAUCUUUGAUGUUUUUUCAGAAUCUAAUUGGGAAAACAACCUAAAUCACAGGUUGUAAAUGCAAGUUUUUGUUUUUCCUUUCGUUCAUUUCAAAUGAUGCAAUUGGGAAUCUGUGUGCUUUUAUCCUGCCUGCAAUAUUCAGAGUAGAAAGCACUCCAAGACACUGCCAUGUGGCACAACUAAAAACCAAGAGUACAAUCUGCUACAAAUAUUGACUACAGAACGAACAAAAGGCUCCAGCUUAAGAUGUUUUAUUGAUUUAGGAAAAGAUGAGCUAGUCUCUACAAAUGACACUACAAGAUCUUGUUCAUGUUUUGGGUUUAUUUCCCCUUUCAGCUGAGAGAUUUCAUCCCAGGAGCCCAGGACUGGAAGGGAGAGCAGAUGUUUACAGAGUUGCCACCCACAUAACAGCCUGUGUAUGUAAGUUUGUGUCUGUGUGCAUUUGGAACAAUGGAUCGGAUGACCUUUUUUUUUUUUCUUUUUCUUUUUUUUUUUUUUUUUCAGAUUUGUAUACGAGUGUUGUUCUAUUCAUUGGAUAUAUUGAGAGCAUGUUUUUUGUGAAUCAUCUGUUGGGAAAGGGGGAGAUUUGGGUUGAUUUAUCAGAUUUGAGUUUUAUUUUUAAUUUCUGUGCUACUUUAGCCCAUCCAGAGAUGUAACCAGAGUAAUGAGCAUCCGAAAACGAUCUAGACCCUGAACACCAAUUAUUCCAUAUUUGCUGCUCAUCCUAUGCUGUUUAGAUUUCUAUUCUCACCCUGUUCAAACUCCUCCUUUUUCUGGAGGUUGAAAUCUUCUGUCCCCAUUGACACUUGUUUCCCCAUUCUUCAAUGUCCUUUCACUGUUUGGGCCUUUUCUUCUUUUACACUGACUACUGAUGGAUGAACAGACUAGAUGGGUUACACCAUAACAAAUUAGCCUAUUUUGUUCUGUCAAACCAGCUGUCAGCACAAAGAGGUGUUUUACAUUUUGAAGGAAAAGGGUCUGUUAUCUUCUUUUUGUUAAAUCCUGUGAAACUCUGGCAGUUCCAUUAGGUAUAUGGGCAUUACAGCCUGUCUCAGUGAGCCAAAGGGCUCUGUUUAGAUCAUCACAGACUGAAGGGCUUCGUCAUCAAUAUCAGUUUGUAGCCAUGGCUUGUGAUGUUGCAUAGUUUUAUCCCAGCUCUCUCUGACAAUGACUCCUCUGCAUAUGGAAUCUGUUUUGACUUGACAUGCCAGUUCAGUGUUCACAGAUGUCAGAAGCAGUCCCCCCCCCCCCCCAUCCUGGACGUCCACUACUGUGCUAUCCAGGUCGCUUCUAACAAUCCCAGCCCCACUUCUCUUUCCUCACCCACGGCAACAUCUGUCAUCCUACAUUUAAUAAAUUCCCCCAGAAACCAGUUUGUUGAUCAGAUAAUUAACAUUUGUAUUGGUAGUCGUACUGCAUCACAAAAUGUUAUGGUCCCUACAACCAACCAGCCAACAACAGGGGCUUCCUGCAGUCUUUUUUGAGAGCGGCCAGCACCGCUUCCACCGCCAUCCAAGAAGUGUGCAAAGGGGAGAGCAAAAGGUUUUUUGCAUGUCAGAUUUCUGUUCCCCCUUGUUCCUCUUCCCUGUCCCCUCUCUUGAUUUUGAUCUGGAAAUGUCCGAUAGCUUUUAUUUAAUGUGGAAAAAGAACACAGAAAUAAAUUAUUUGAUUUUUUUAAUGCUGUAAA
This is a messenger RNA of Lates calcarifer (barramundi perch), 5587 nucleotides long. It is a transcript of the gene naa30, whose product is annotated as N-alpha-acetyltransferase 30, NatC catalytic subunit. Gene Ontology annotation, biological process: N-terminal peptidyl-methionine acetylation. The transcript is spliced from 4 exons. Gene Ontology annotation, cellular component: NatC complex. The coding region runs from base 508 to 1692 and encodes 394 amino acids. NCBI's taxonomy places the organism in Eukaryota, Metazoa, Chordata, Actinopteri, Centropomidae. Gene Ontology annotation, molecular function: protein-N-terminal amino-acid acetyltransferase activity. The record is from RefSeq and is a predicted model, not a curated record.